CUCCCCGUUUUGUCUUGACGCGUCGUCUUUUGUUCGCCCAGCAUGGCCCCUGCCCCUAGAAAGUCCGAGGCUGAGAUCGAUAAGCCGGACCCCAGGGCGCCCCAUAUAAUCCUGCGCACCCUCCCCUCGCUCUCGUUCUCUACCCCCACACACUCGAUUCGCGUCCAACUGUCCUUCCACUCCCCUCCGCCAGUCAAGCAAUUCCCGAUGUCGGUAUUUGGUGCCAGCCUCGAUUCCCACAGUAUCAUCUCUUCAAGCACGGAGCGUAGCGCGCCGUACUCUGGGAGCGAGGAGAGUCGUCCUGGCUCGCGUCUCUCUGGGUCGAACUCCCCCAUCGAUUUGCCGACGUUGCGGAACGCUGUGAACGAACUGAAAGCUUGCCAGGCGACGAAAGAUGACGUGGGCGCCGUUAUGGCGGUACACAAUGCGUUCCAAGAGACAACCACUACUCGGUUCGAUGGCGUGGACCAGAGUAUCGCUCAGUUGCAGGGCGAAAUUGAAUCGACGAGGGAGAAGCUGCAGAGGCAGAUCCGAGCAGUCGACCAGAACGCUAAAACCCAACGGGAGGAAAUCUACAGGAACUUCUCCAUCAUUCAGAAUAACCAAGUGAAUAUGGACUACAACCUGAGACAGAUUGGUACAAUCCUGAGUAAGCUCGCUGAUAGCGAAAUUACGUUUCUCCCUCCCCCCGCGCCAAUUGUCGCUGUUUUGGAGCCGGAGUCACCCCUGGACCCGCUCGACUUUGGUCACGACGCUCGGAGUGAUGAUGAUACCACUUCCCUCAGCCCUUCCUCUCCCACAAGUCCCUCCUCUCCCACAAGUCCCUCCUCUCCCACAAGUCCCUCCUCACCUGCGAGCCCUUCCUUCCUUACCCGAGCACGCAGACGUGUGACGAAGAGCGUGGAGGACUUCAAGGCCAAAAGGAGCACGAGCAGGGGCGCGAAGCUCCCCACACCGCGUUUGGAGAUUGUCCCACUUCCUCCCCUCCGCCCGUACUCCGACCCCGAGGAGGACGAAUCGCCCGUCGCGGGUCCGUCAACUCAGAUCCAAUCGCAGACCCCCGCGUCGCCGACCGUGCUGGGUGAGCCUAUUGUGCGCUAUCGGGAGUAGAUGCACGCUGGAUGCAUGCAACGGUCGCGGCGGUAUGUGCGCAACGAAUGUACCCGCGUGUCCCGCAAACUGCUAUACACCUCCCCGCUCCCUCGUCCAUCAAGUGGCAACCCACAACGUCCUCGCUUUCCAUUCGCCCAUCGACUGUGUCUCGUUUUUGAAUGUUUGUACUGAUAACCGCUCUCACCCCGCUCGUUUGCCCCUGCUCUAUGAUUCCCGCAUUCCUCGCACAUGUUCUCCGUCUCUCCCCGCCUCGCCUCGCCUCGUCCAACGCUCUGUUAUUUUCCAGAUUCCAUCGCGGACACUCGCGCGUGCGCCAACAUCCGCUCCACACUCGUUUAGCGUUCAUCCUUGUAUACUCCGG
Trametes versicolor FP-101664 SS1 is the source of this 1474-nucleotide messenger RNA. RefSeq lists its product as uncharacterized. Lineage: Eukaryota; Fungi; Basidiomycota; Agaricomycetes; Polyporales; Polyporaceae. The transcript has 3 exons. The record is from RefSeq and is a predicted model, not a curated record. The coding region runs from base 43 to 1110 and encodes 355 amino acids.